AUGGUGGCGUGCUCUCCAAGUUUCAUGCGCAAACUUAAUGUUGUGGGUUUUUGUACAGAUGUUAUUCACAAUUCCACGUCUUCUUGGAAACUUAUGGGUAAUGUGGUCUUCAAAUUUUUCUACGCCGGUGGUUUAAAUAAGACUCGACAGGCCAUUACUAUUGGUGUUGAGGGUGUCCAGGUUUCUUUUAUUCACGCUAGCUAUUUGCAAGUGACUAGAAGAGCUCUUUGGCAGCAACUGAAUAUGGGUCAUUCUCAGGUUCCUUGGCUUUCAAUUGGAGAUUAUAAUUGUGUUUUGCGUGGUGAAGAAAAGAAGGGUGGAGCUGAGCCGCGUGCUUCAGUUAUAAAUGAAUUUAGUGAUUGGAUUGAUGACAAUGGGCAUUUUGAAGCUAAUGCUCUUGGUUGUAACUUCACCUGGUCUAAUCGUCAAGCGGGUUCUAAAAGAAUUUUGAGUAAACUUGAUCGUGCGAGUUGGGAUCAGCCUAUGGUGGGUUCUCCGGCAUAUAUUUUUCCUUAUAAGUUAAAGAGACUUAAAGCAGAUAUGAAAGAAUGGAACAUAUUGGUUUUUUGUAAUAUUUAUGUGCGAUUAAAGGAAGACCAGUUGAGACAUGAGAUUGCUUUACGUGAAUCUGAUGAGGAUCCUACCAAUUUAGCUAAAUUGAACGCAAUGAAGGAUGCAACAGUAGUGUUGACAAAUUCAAGGCUUCAGUUAGCUACUAUGCUUAAAAAAAAGUCUCGGAACAAGUGGUUAGUGGAUGGUUCCAGUAAUACCAAUUUUUUCCACACUAGUAUUCGCAUUAGAAGGAGCAGUAACACCAUAUCAGAAUUGGUGGAUGAUAAUGGAGUAACUAUAAUUGAUGGGGAUCAGAUGGCUACUCAUGUAGUCAACUAUUAUACUUCCAAAUUCAACGGUGGUAAUUCUGUGUUAGAUGACUCUCUUUUUGAUAUGGAGCAUCCGUCUAUUUCUUAA
Papaver somniferum (opium poppy) is the source of this 969-nucleotide messenger RNA. RefSeq lists its product as uncharacterized. The record is from RefSeq and is a predicted model, not a curated record. The transcript is spliced from 2 exons. Lineage: Eukaryota; Viridiplantae; Streptophyta; Magnoliopsida; Ranunculales; Papaveraceae. Bases 1 to 969 code for a protein of 322 amino acids.